Molecule: messenger RNA, 1392 nt
Organism: Zingiber officinale
Lineage: Eukaryota; Viridiplantae; Streptophyta; Magnoliopsida; Zingiberales; Zingiberaceae
Product: adenylate isopentenyltransferase-like
Exons: 1
Coding region: 39-1199 (386 amino acids)
Biological process (GO): cytokinin biosynthetic process; tRNA modification
Cellular component (GO): mitochondrion
Molecular function (GO): tRNA dimethylallyltransferase activity
Source: RefSeq, a predicted model, not a curated record
CGAAUCCCCGAAAUCGUUUCCCACUCUGUUCUUGUGGCAUGCCUCUGUUCUUCUCUUCCAUCGUCUUCUUUGCAUCGCAGCUGAUUGUUGUCUGGGCGGGCUUUAUGAGAAUUCUAACCAGUAGAGGCGGCAGCGAAGCGAUUCUGUUUUUCCGGCGCCGGCCGUCUCCCUCCGGCCGCGGUUUCUUCGUCGGCGCGGCGGCGUCGCUGCUGCCGCAGCAGAGCCUUUGGCGCCGGAGCUCGUGCCGCCCGGGAGGGUGUUGCGUUCGAGGCAAUGGCGAUGCGGGGAAGGAGAGCGUGGUGGUGGUCAUGGGGGCCACGGGCACCGGAAAGUCGAAGCUAGCUGUUGAGCUGGCCACUAAGUUCGCCGGCGAGGUGGUCAACUCGGAUAAGAUUCAGGUGUACCGCGGUCUCGACGUGGCCACCAAUAAGAUGCCCAUGGAGGAGCGCCGCGGCGUGGCGCACCAUUUGUUGGGGGAGCUCGAUCCGGCGGCGGGCGAGCUGCCUCCCGCAGCGUUCCGGGAGAUGGCGGCGCGCGCCAUCGAUGGGAUUGCGGGGCGUGGGAGGCUGCCGGUGAUGGCCGGAGGCUCGAAUUCCUUAAUACACGCGGCUGUGGUCGGAAGCUUCGACCCGCGGCGGAGCCCGUUCGAGGAUGGCGAGGGGAGGAAGGCGGCGGCGGCGCUGCGGUACCGCUGCUGCUUCCUGUGGGUGGACGUCGACGCGGCGGAGCUGGGGGAGCAGCUCGACCGGCGGGUGGAGGAGAUGGCGGCGGCGGGGAUGGUAGAGGAGCUGAGAAGGUACUUCGAGGAGGAGGCCGCGUCGACGGCGGGCGAUCGGAGGCACCCGGGGCUAGGGAAGGCCAUCGGGGUGGCGGAGUUCCGGGAGUACUUCCAGGGGGAGGGACGGGGGACGCCGGCGGCAUUCGAGGCCGCGAUGGCAGCCGUCAAGGCGAACACACGGCGCCUAGCAGAGGGUCAGGUGAAGAAGAUCCAGCGGCUGGGGGAGAUGGGGUGGCCGCUGCGGAGGCUGGACGCCACCGCGGCAGUGGUGGGGUCCGCGACGGAGGCGUGGGAGAGGGACGUGGCGGUCCCCGCCGCCGCAGCCGUGGAUCAGUUCCUCAAGGAAGCCGGCGAAGUCAACAGCCAGCGUCACGAUCACGGCCACCGGCGCACCGUACAACCUCCUCUGCUCUUCACUUAGUUCAAAUUUUUGUCUUCUUCUCCGCCGACGAAACUGCCAUGGAUUUUGGCGCUAUUUUAGCAAUUACAAGUCACAGCACAGCUAUAGCAUAGAAAUAGCUGUAUAGGAAUUACUAUUGUAACGGCUAUGAUCCCUGCAUUAUAAUAAUUUAUAAAUACUAUAAUAUAACAAUAAAAAAAAAAAAAAGACAAUC